Aspergillus versicolor CBS 583.65 is the source of this 916-nucleotide messenger RNA. RefSeq lists its product as uncharacterized. The transcript has a single exon. The record is from RefSeq and is a predicted model, not a curated record. NCBI's taxonomy places the organism in Eukaryota, Fungi, Ascomycota, Eurotiomycetes, Eurotiales, Aspergillaceae. Bases 55 to 657 code for a protein of 200 amino acids.
CAUAACUGGGGCUUGAUACCAAGAAUUUCUUCGAAGCAUGGCGAGUUGCCUAUGAUGAGUGUCUUAGCAGCUGCACCUUUUGAAGUUACCCAAAGCGACACCCACUACCCAAGGGACCCGUCUGAUGCUGUUGCGGCCCUUAACAUCCUCAAGCGGUGGUUGCCGGCCGAACUGGCCCUGGCCAUUCUACAUCAGGCACAGUACUGGCUUUGUUCUCGUGUUGCUAGGCAAGAUAGCCUUCGUUUCUCAGAAUCCGCGUGUCGCGACAGAACCCCGUAUCUGCUGUCAGAGCCCAUAACAGGCAAACGAUUCCCUGUUCAGAAGAUCAUAAUCGAUAUUUGGAGCCACGACCAAGGCUGGAGCUCCUAUCCACAAGACCAUGGCACAUACAGAGGCUCCUGGACGUGGUUUGACCUCGGGAUCCAAAGACCACCUGGGAGGGAAGACGUUUCUGCGGGCCUUCCACAACUAGUCACAAAUGUACAUGCAAGCUCGGAGACGAGGCAUCAUCAGGUCGUGUAUUGCAGAGACGAGCAGCCCUGGAUGGGCGAUCUUCAAGCAGAAGACCGGAUCACAAUUAUUCCACGCGCGCUUUUCCCUGGCUGGGUCAAUUUCACGGAGCGGGCUUCAGUUGCGAUAUAUACCGAUCUGUUUUAACAUGCAGCUACAGCUGUAGUUACAUGAUGAAAGGCAAUACCAGUGGCAAAGCAGAGACAUCGGUAGCCGUAUUCGGGACUCAAUAGAUAGCAGGAAUACUCGUUGGUGUUACACCGUAUUACGUUCUACAGACCGUAUGUCUGGUCCUUAGGGGUUACAAUCCAUGUUGUCAGGUUAUUGUGGUGGCUUUCAGUCAUGUACCCGUACUCGUAAACGUAUCGAUGAAGAUACUCCGGCAUCAGCUGUGGUGCAACAGUCG